AUGCCCAGCUGGGAUGAACCUGUUCCAGGGGAUGACGAUUCUUGGCGUAUGGCUGUACAAUAUGCCGCCCAGGCACCCAGAUAUGCCACGAACGACGUUCACGAAUCAUCUUCUUCAGCUUGCACGGAACCUAGAGUCGUCACAACAGACACCGAGAUUCUAGGCCUCAGAAGCGUCUUCCUACUCGACAGUCUUUCAAGCUCCAUCCGCCCUUCACCUAUCUCACCUACACCUCUGCCAGCAACCUUCGGGUCCCCCGAGUGUGCUUCAGCAUCGAAGAAAUCCAUACCCAUACUCAGACGAAAGACAUCUGGAAUACUCAAGCCAUCUCGCAAAGCCAGCGCAGCUUCCCUCAUAAUGCGACCGGCACCCAAUCGACUUGACAACACUGAUACAUGGGCAAAGCGCCUUGAAGCGAACGCUGAAAGCCAAACAACAAUAAAGGCCAAAAUGGAACCUAAUACACCACCUCCAUCUUCAGUCUUGGACUCUGAAGACUACACCUAUGCCUUCGACAACCAGUAUCAUGAUGUUGGUACCACACCAUCGACUACCAGAUUUCCACAUACGCGUUUACACAACACGGCCCAAUCAUUGUCACCGAUAAUCGACGAUUCACGGGUAUACAUGAUCAGUCACACAAAUCCCUCGACCCGGCAUUGGAGCCAAGAUUCACUGAGCUCGCAAUAUAGCAGUCAGGGCUCGCAUCAGCGCGGAUGUGGCUGGGACACCGACGUUUCUUCAUCGAGUGCGGGAUUUAGCCUUGCCGGCGCUACGGAGGAGCGCUACCAGAUGUAUAACGGACUGCCACAAGUACCGUCAACUGUAUGGGGUGAUGAUACUCCUCCCGUACAAACCAUGCCCCUAGACACUUCUUUAAUGGAUGGUAAAUAUCAUAGUAUGGUUUUCGAAGUGCCGCCAGGGACAAGUGUCACACUCACUAGUCCUGAUGGCACUAUGCUUCCGCCCAUACCGUCUGCUACACCUUCUCAGCUAUACCUUUCGUCGCCGCCUUCUCAGAUUCCUUCACCAUGCCCACUGCGCAGUAGCAACACGGCCUACGGCGGCACUCUCAAUCGGCGUGCGUCGACUUGCGAUCGCAGGAGCGCAUCUCCCACUACGCUUCCACGUUCUAUUCGUCGUGUUGGUAGACUUUCUUCGAUACCAUUACUUCACCACGACGGCGGCACGUCUUGUUCAAGCCCAUACGACUCGUCAGCAGCGCUUCGUACCGACAGCAUGGUACCAGAUAGUUCUUCUCCUUGUAUGGAAGAUAGCCAAGCAUUAUCUUAUCGUGGUCGUAACCGCCGUUACUCUACCAAUAUGCAUCCUGCUAGCAUAGGAAGUAUGUCCCGCGCAGCUAGCUGUUCCGUAAACAGUUUGAACCAUUCAAGCAAUUCCAGCAUUGCAGGAACCAGUAGUUGCACUUCACACUCACUGGCAAGCCCACAAAUAUCUGCGCCAUUCCUUCUCAGUAGCUCACUCUCGCCUGCGAUACCAUCAACACCUGAUCUAGGCCUUGGAUCGGGGCAUGGGUCGGUUGACUUUGUCAAUUACACCCCAGAUGACCGAUCCAAGAUUCUUACCGGUGUAGCCCCAAGCGGCAGCUCCAAGACUAAAGCAAGGCGAGAGAAAGAAGCUGCCGAUCGACGGAGGCAAUUAAGUGAAGCUGCGAGAAGGGCAAUUAUUGAUGCUGGAGGCGAUGUUGCAGCCCUAGAACGAGAUGGACUACUGUGUUGA
Molecule: messenger RNA, 1740 nt
Organism: Pseudovirgaria hyperparasitica
Lineage: Eukaryota; Fungi; Ascomycota; Dothideomycetes; Acrospermales; Acrospermaceae
Exons: 1
Coding region: 1-1740 (579 amino acids)
Source: RefSeq, a predicted model, not a curated record